UGAUUCCAGCGCAUUGUUUUUUUUUUCUCUCUUUUUCUUUUCUUUUCCUCUUCUUUCUUUAUUGAUUUCCCCAAAAGACAAGAAUAAAAAAAAGAAAACAGGAAAUCAUUCUCGAUACUGUUUUUUUUUCUCUUUUUUUCUUUUUAUUCCUUUUUUGUAUACAUCUUAAAAACAAUAAUAUAUAAAUAUGGCCUCUGAUAGUGAUUAUGACGAUGAUUUCAUGGUAGAUACUGAUGAUAUCAUGGAUGGUGAUAGUGAUUCUGAUUUUGCAAGUUCCCUUAGUGUAUCAGAUAACGAUGAAGCAGAUGAUAUGGCUUUUGAUGGUGCUUUUGCCGAGAAACAUGAACGCAAGGCAUAUGAAGUGGAAUUCUCCGUACAAAGUGUACGAAACUUAGUGGAUAGUCAAAACAAGGAAAUUGAACAAGUGACAACUAUUCUUGGAUUACCAUCAAAGGAUGCAGCAACUUUACUACGCUAUUUCAGGUGGAAUAAGGAACGAUUAUUUGAAAGAUAUAUGGAUGCGCCCGAAAACGUACUGCGAUCGGCCGGUGUGUCAAACUUUUACAACAAAAAUGAUACCAAACACACUAUCAUUCUCGCCAAAGAUCUUCCAUCAACACAACAACCUUUUACUUGCGACAUUUGCUGCGAUGAUGAUGCUUCAUUGGCUACUGCUGCUGUGGCAUGUGGGCAUCGAUUUUGUAUUAAUUGCUAUCAACAAUAUUUGACACAGAAAAUCAAGGAAGAUGGAGAAAGUCGAAGGAUAGAAUGCCCUCAGGAUAAAUGCAAUGUGAUUGUGGAUGAAGCUACCGUACAACAAGUGGUGGAUGACAAGACAUGGGCAAGGUAUCGGGAAUUGCUGAACCGAACAUUUGUAGAUGACAACGAUUUUUUACGAUGGUGCCCUGCCCCUGAUUGUGAAUAUGCUGUGGAAUGUCAUGUACCAAGUACUUCCUUGACCUCUAUUGUUCCUACUGUUCAAUGUGCUUGUGGGGAUGUCUUUUGUUUUGGUUGUGGAUUACCUGAUCAUCAACCGGCUAUUUGCUCUAUUGUCAAGAAAUGGUUACAAAAAUGUUUAGACGAUUCGGAAACUGCCAAUUGGAUUUCGGCUCAUACCAAAGAAUGUCCAAAAUGUCAUUCUACUAUUGAAAAGAACGGUGGCUGCAAUCAUAUGACUUGUCGGAAAUGUCGUCAUGAAUUUUGUUGGGUGUGUAUGGGUCCUUGGUCUGAACAUGGUACUUCUUGGUACAAUUGUAAUCGAUUUGAUGAAAGAAGUAGCUCUGAAGCGAGAGAAAGUCAAACACAAUCAAGAUUAAGUCUGGAAAGGUAUCUUCAUUACUAUAAUCGUUAUGCAAAUCAUGAACAAUCUGCUAAACUGGAUCAAGAUCUUUAUCAAAAAACGGAAAAGAAAAUGGAAGAAAUGCAACAAACAAGUGACCUAUCAUGGAUUGAAGUUCAAUUUUUGAAAAAGGCGGUGGAUAUCACGGUACAAUGUCGAAUGACCUUGAAAUGGACUUAUGCUUUUGCUUUUUAUCUCUCGAAAACAAAUCAAACAGCAAUCUUUGAAGAUAAUCAACGGGAUUUGGAAAUGGCUACGGAACAAUUAUCAGAACUUUUGGAAAAACCAUUGGAACGUGAAAAAAUAGCUCAACUACGACAGGCUGUUUUGGAUAAGGCUGUGUAUGUCAAACAUCGUCGUGAAAUUCUAUUGGAAGAUACCGCGAAGGGAUUACUAGAAGGAAGAUGGUCUUUUAUUGUAGAUGUCAAAUGAUAUGGUCAAAAUUUUAGUAUCAAGUGUAGCAAUCAACCAUAUCUUUUUUUUUUUGUAGCUCUUUAGUCUAGUAACCCCUCUCGUAUAUUUUUUUUUAUUUCUUUUAUUCUCAAAAUAAAGUCUUUUUUUUUUGAAGUGUA
Messenger RNA from Halteromyces radiatus, 1911 nucleotides. RefSeq lists its product as uncharacterized. Gene Ontology annotation, cellular component: cytoplasm; ubiquitin ligase complex. The record is from RefSeq and is a predicted model, not a curated record. NCBI's taxonomy places the organism in Eukaryota, Fungi, Mucoromycota, Mucoromycetes, Mucorales, Cunninghamellaceae. Gene Ontology annotation, molecular function: zinc ion binding; ubiquitin conjugating enzyme binding; ubiquitin protein ligase activity. Gene Ontology annotation, biological process: positive regulation of proteasomal ubiquitin-dependent protein catabolic process; protein polyubiquitination; ubiquitin-dependent protein catabolic process. The transcript is spliced from 6 exons. Bases 188 to 1771 code for a protein of 527 amino acids.